Messenger RNA from Choloepus didactylus (southern two-toed sloth), 1878 nucleotides. RefSeq names its product palmitoyl-protein thioesterase 2 (gene PPT2). Gene Ontology annotation, molecular function: thiolester hydrolase activity; palmitoyl hydrolase activity. The transcript is spliced from 8 exons. Lineage: Eukaryota; Metazoa; Chordata; Mammalia; Pilosa; Megalonychidae. Bases 116 to 1069 code for a protein of 317 amino acids. Gene Ontology annotation, cellular component: lysosome. The record is from RefSeq and is a predicted model, not a curated record.
CGUCAUUCCCUUGCGCCCUCCCUCCUCACACCCUUACCCUCCCCGGAGGGUUCCAGACUAGGGUGAAGUAAACAGUGCGCGGAGCAAGGCCCACGGACCCAGGCCAGGCGGGAGCAUGCUGAGGCUCUGGGGGCCGCGGCUCCCCCCGGCGGGGGUCCUGCUCCUGUGGCCGCUUCUGCCACUGCUGCUGCUGCUGCUGCCCGCGGCCCCCGCCCCCCACCUCGCACCCUACAAGCCUGUCAUCGUGGUGCAUGGGCUCUUCGACAGCUCCUACAGUUUCCGCCACCUGCUAGAAUACAUCAACCAGACACACCCCGGGACUGUGGUGACAGUGCUCGAUCUCUUCGAUGGGAGAGAGAGCUUGCGGCCCCUGUGGGAACAGGUGCAAGGGUUCCGAGAAGCUGUGGCCCCCAUCAUGGCGGAGGCCCCUCAGGGGGUACAUCUCAUCUGCUACUCACAGGGGGGCCUCAUUUGCCGGGCGCUGCUCUCUGUUAUGGAUGAUCACAACGUGGAUUCUUUCAUCUCCCUCUCCUCGCCACAGAUGGGACAGUAUGGAGACACAGACUAUUUGAAGUGGCUGUUCCCCACCUCCAUGAGGUCUAAUCUCUACCGGGUCUGCUAUAGCCCCUGGGGCCAGGAAUUCUCCAUCUGCAACUACUGGCACGACCCCCAUCACGAUGACUUGUACCUCAACGCCAGCAGCUUCCUGGCCCUGAUCAAUGGGGAAAGAGACCAUGCCAACGCCACCGCAUGGCGGAAGAACUUCCUCCGUGUGGGCUGCCUGGUGCUGAUUGGGGGCCCUGAUGAUGGUGUUAUUACCCCCUGGCAGUCCAGCUUCUUUGGUUUCUAUGAUGCAAAUGAGACGGUCUUGGAGAUGGAAGAGCAACUGGUGAGCCCCCGGGGUCCCUUCCCCUCUCUUCCCUUUCAUUCCCUCCCUGCCACUGACCCCCUUUGGGCGGGGGCCUGGGACCCAGCGUUACUCACUUUGUCUCUCCCUGUGUCUUUCUUCCAUGCGUACGUGUCUCCUCACCCACCUCAAAGGUUUAUCUGCGGGAUUCUUUUGGGUUGAAGACUCUCUUGGCCCGGGGGGCCAUAGUGAGGUGCCCGAUGGCCGGGAUCCCCCACACGGCCUGGCACUCCAACCUCACACUUUAUGAGGCCUGCAUUGAACCGUGGCUCUCCUGAGGAUGUCCCCAGGGAUCCCCCAGGAAGCCCCCAGCCCAGAGACCAAGCAGCGGCCUUGGAAAGCAGAUGUCAGGCUCUGGCAAGCCUGUGAUCACCUCAUUGCUCCCACACUGCCCUCCAGUAACCAGGGCUCCCAGAAUCCCUGUCCUCUGCUCCUCCAUGAAUGACAUAUCCUGGAUUCCCUUACCUCAUGUCCUCUCGUUCGGGGGGCUGCUCCGUGUUCUCCCUUUCUCCCGAGACUGAAGUUGGGGAGUUGGGAAACCAGGUUUUUAUCCCGUGGCUGCUCCUGCUGCUCCUUUGUAUCUGGCUGUGCAGGAGGAGAACCCAGCCCCUGCCCACCACAGGGGUCUCCUUCCAGGCCACUCAGGACAUUUUUAACUUCUCUCCUCCCCAAGUUCCAGUUUUCUCUGAACUCGCCUGUCAUUUGCCCUCUCAACACCCAGGAAGCACUGCCCCUGAGAGUGGGGCUCUGAGGCUCCCCUAUGGGGAUAGUUCCGUUCUUGAAGUAUCAGUGUUGGGGAAUAUUUGUGGCCUGCGAGGCCCAUCUCAGGUUUGGGGAUCCCCCAGUCCCUAUGUUCAGUGUUGGGGUACCCUCUGGGGAGCCCAGUUUCUCUGAGGCCCCAGCUCCUCUUUUAGCUACCCUUGACUGGGGUGUUACCCCUGUAUUUAUGGAAAUAAAGUUCCAUUUCCUCA